Salvelinus sp. IW2-2015 is the source of this 3480-nucleotide messenger RNA. RefSeq names its product protein bicaudal D homolog 2-like. The record is from RefSeq and is a predicted model, not a curated record. Lineage: Eukaryota; Metazoa; Chordata; Actinopteri; Salmoniformes; Salmonidae. Gene Ontology annotation, molecular function: dynein complex binding; cytoskeletal adaptor activity.
CUGAGCUCUUUAAUGCUAUGAUGUUCUGAUGAUGAUAUAACAAUACAGAGAAGUAAUUCUCUAGUAAGUACUGUAGCAGCAGAAUAAUUUAGUGUGAGUCGUCAGGCAAGCACAGAUGGGCCUUCACACAGAUUAACCACAUUGCACUUGUAAUAACUCGAUCAUAACUGUACUGCAGUAUCGUUUUAAAUCCCUAGAUGGCAGUCUUGUUAAAUAAUCCGUGUUUCCAGGGGACUGUGGGCCUGUAGGGGUUACCAUUGACAGUAGGGUUUAACCAUAUGUUUCUUCCAUAGACCGCGUUUAAGCGCUACGGCUCAUCAACUCCCGAAGGACCAUGGUAGUUGAAGUCCAUAUGCUAAACAGUGGGCGUAGUCUUUCAUCAAAUCGUAAUGGGGGAAAAACUACAUCUCCCAUGGCGCACAAUUGUAGACCUGAAACGCACCGUAUUCCAAAUCGACGAUCUCCGUUUAUUUAAUUUCCUCUAGUGGCAUGACGUAGGUGGGGGAGGAAGAUAGAGAUCGACUAUGGAACGAGCUGAAGAUGCAAUCUUAUAACGGUACCGGCUGAUAGAUAGCUGAACUUUUUGUUCACAUCAAAAAAAGUGGAGGUCCCGACGAGACAGACAAAAACACAGCCAUGCAGUUCAAAUACAGAAGGCACUGAUUUAUUUGUAUAGGAUAUUUUUCUGUGCUCCUUCAAGGGCUGGGUCCGUUAUCGCUGUUGUUGGCGGAACCGGCUGGCCAAGAUGUCUGUGGAGGAACAGGAAUAUCCCGAGGCGACUCUGGUGGCAGAGGCCGGGCCGCAGUGGUUUCGGGCGGAAUUAGAGCGCCUAUCCCGGGAGCUGAGCGAGACGACUCAUGAGAAGAUCCAGGCGGCGGAAUACGGGCUGGCGGUGCUCGAAGAGAAGCAACAACUCAAACAGCGUUAUGACGAGUUGGAGACCGAGUUCGAGACUGUUCGGCAGGAACUCGACCAACUGAAGGAGGCAUUCGGCCAGGCCUACUCCACCCAUAGGAAGGUGGCUGCAGAUGGGGAGAGCAGGGAGGAGUCACUAAUGCUGGAGUCAGCCAGUAAGGAGGCCCACUACCAGCAGAUGGUCCUGGAGCUGCAGAACGAGCUGCGGUUGGCCAGGACUGCCCUCACCAGCAACCAAUCAGAGAAUGAGCGCCUGGCCUCCGUUGCCCUGGAGAUGAGAGAGAGUUCUGAGCUGGUGGAGCUGCAGCGCAGCCAACUGCGUGAUGACAUCAGAGAGUAUAAGGUGCGAGAGGCACGCCUGCUGCAGGACUAUAGUGAGCUGGAGGACGAGAACAUCUCCCUGCAGAAACAGGUGUCCCUGCUCCGACAGAGCCAGGUGGAGUUUGAGGGUCUGAAGCAUGAGAUCUGUCGUCUGGAGGAGGACUCCCAGUGCCUCCACAGCCAGUUGGAGGAGGCCAUGCGCCUGCGGGAGAUCGCCGAGCGCCAGCUGACCGAGGCUCUGGAGACCAUUAAGACUGAGCGCGAGCAGAAGGCCGCCCUGCGUAAAGAACUGUCCCACUACAUGACAAUUGGGGACAACCUGUUACCAUACCACCACAGCCCCCUGAACAUCUCCCUGGACGGCCUCAAGUUCAGCGAGGAUCCCACUGCUGCCACCAACGAAACCAACAAUGAUGACUCGUUCCAUGGCUAUGAGAACAGCCUGGCUAAGAUGGCUGCCGACUGCAACGAGGAUAACAGAGCCAAGCUCCGGCCCGCCCCCAGCCUAGUGGAUGACCUGCUGAGUGAACUCAACAUCUCAGAGAUCCAGAAACUCAAGCAGCAGCUCAUGCAGGUUGAGCGGGAGAAGGUAGCGCUACUUUCCUCUCUGCAGGAGGCCCAGAAGCAGCUAGAGGUGGCCCACGGGACUCUGUCUGAGCAGCAGGAGAUAGUAGGACGUCUCACCGAGAACCUCAGCGCCAUGAGGAAACUCCAGGCCAGCAAGGAGCGCCAUUCGGCCCUGGACAGCGAGAAGGAGCGUGACAGCCGUGACGAUGGUGACGGGGACUACUACGAGCUGGACAUCAACGGGCCUGAGAUCCUGCAGUGUAAGUACACUGUGGCUGUGUCCGAGGCCGGGGAGCUCAGACAGGAGCUUAAGACUCUUAAAGCAGAGUACCAGUCAUGCCGGAGCCAGUACGAGGAGGAGCGAGCCCGCCUGGAGAGCGACGUGGCAGGGCUGAGCGAGAAGCUAGCUUCCCUGGAGAAGAGCAGCCGGGUGGAGCACGAGGAGAUGGAGCGCCUGGAGAAGGACCUGCGGCGGGUGAGCGAGGCGGCGGGCGAGUCGCAGGGCAGUCUGAACGUGGCGCAGGACGAACUGGUGGUGUUCAGUGAGGAGCUGGCCAACCUCUACAACCACGUGUGCAUGUGCAACAACGAGACGCCCAACCGGGUCAUGCUCGACUACUACAAGGAGGGCAAGGCCAGCGUAGGUGGCGGGGGCGGCCGGGAGGGGAAAGGACGACGUCUGUCCCACGUUCUGCUCUCCAACGGGCUGGUCCCUGAAACUGACCCCAGUAAACCUGAAGCCAGUGACCCAGCCGCCUCAGCCCCAGUCUCAGCCCCAGUUUCAGCCCCAGAAUCCCGCCCAGAGCCUAUGAACAUCUAUAACCUGGUGGCCAUCAUCAGGGACCAGAUCCGUCACCUGCAGCAGGCGGUGGACCGCACCACAGAGCUGUCCCGCCAGAGGAUGGCCACCAUGGAGCUGAGCACCUUGGCUGAUAAAGACAGCGAGGCCUGCAUGGGGGAGAUCCUCAAACUCAAGUCCCUCCUCAGCACCAAGAGGGAGCAGAUCGCCACCCUGAGGACCGUGCUCAAAGCCAACAAACAUACGGCUGAGGUGGCGCUGGCCAACUUGAAGAGUAAAUACGACAACGAGAAGACCAUGGUGAGGGAUACCAUGUUGAAGCUCCGCAACGAACUGAAGGCUCUGAAAGAAGACGCUGCCACCUUCUCCUCACUACGGGCCAUGUUCGCAACAAGGUGUGAUGAGUACGUAACUCAGCUGGAUGAGAUGCAGAGACAGCUGGUUGCAGCGGAGGAUGAGAAGAAGACCCUGAACUCCCUGCUCCGCAUGGCCAUCCAGCAGAAGCUGGCCCUGACCCAGCGUCUGGAGGACCUGGAGUUUGAUCAUGAACAGGCGCGCCGUGGCGGGGUUACAGGAGCAGCGACGAGCAGUCGGGGCAAGACCUCCUCGUUGGCGCGGGGCAAAAGGGCCUCGGCCAAUCAUCAUACAGCUUCCAUGACCAGCUGCUGGAGGACAGUCGGUUCCUUAGGGCAGACUGUCGCCUGGACACAGAACUAGUGGAUAAACUCAUCCUGCAGCUCAACAGGAUCUAUCCACAGAUCCUCACAGACAAGGAGGCCACCAAAUUUAGGGACCUUGAUGUGCCCACCUGCAUCCGACUGGCCGAGCUCCUGGCUCACCUGCAGGGGAAAGGUGAAGAGGCCUGCCGGGAGUUCUAC